This is a messenger RNA of Parus major (Great Tit), 1684 nucleotides long. RefSeq names its product synaptotagmin 11 (gene SYT11). Gene Ontology annotation, biological process: regulation of dopamine secretion; calcium-ion regulated exocytosis; vesicle fusion. The coding region runs from base 1 to 1092 and encodes 363 amino acids. NCBI's taxonomy places the organism in Eukaryota, Metazoa, Chordata, Aves, Passeriformes, Paridae. The record is from RefSeq and is a predicted model, not a curated record. Gene Ontology annotation, molecular function: SNARE binding; calcium ion binding; clathrin binding. The transcript has 3 exons. Gene Ontology annotation, cellular component: membrane; synapse; axon.
AUGGAGAUGCUGGUGAUGCAGGAGCUGGGUUUGGCGGAUCCCAGGAUUGAGAGCACGACAGGACUGUGUAGAUGUGCAGCCAGGUGUGCUGGGGCCCCAGCUCGCUGCUCACUGCCUUGUCUUCCCACAGAUGUGUCUCCCGUGGUGGCAGGACUCAUUGGAGCCACUGUCCUGGUGGUUUCUGUCUCAGUCACAGUCUUUGUGUGGACAUGCUGUCACCAGCAAGCAGAAAAGAAGCACAAAACUCCCCCAUACAAAUUCAUUCACAUGCUGAAAGGCAUCAGCAUCUACCCGGAGACCUUGAGCAACAAGAAGAAAAUCAACCGGAUCCGGAGAGACAAGGGCGGCGCCGCCAAGGAGGGGGGCAGGGGGAACCUCCUGCUGGAUGCUGCUGAAUCAGGGUUGAUGGGACCCAACAAGGCUCCAGAAGGACCCCCCAACAUCGACCAGCUCCCCAUCAAAGCUGAUUACGGAGAUGAACUCAGCCCAGAUCAAAGCCUCACUCCAGGAGGGAGUAAAACCUCCUCUCCCUCUUCCCCGGGCGACGACGUCAUGCUGGGAGACCUGACUUUCUCAGUGGACUACAACUUCCCCAAAAAGGCUCUGGUGGUCACCAUCCAGGAGGCUCACGGGCUGCCCGUGAUGGACGAGCACACCCAGAGCUCCGACCCCUACAUCAAGAUGACAAUUCUGCCCGACAAGAGGCACCGCGUCAAGACCCGCGUGCUCCGCAAGACCCUGGAGCCGGUGUUCGACGAGACCUUCACCUUCUACGGGAUCCCCUACAGCCAGCUCCAGGACCUGGUGCUGCACUUCCUCGUGCUGAGCUUCGACCGCUUCUCCAGGGAUGAUGUGAUUGGGGAGGUGAUGGUGCCCCUUGCAGGGGUGGAUCCGAGCACUGGCAAGGUCCAGCUGACCAGGGAGAUCCUCAAAAGGAACAUACAAAAGUGCAUCAGCAGAGGGGAGCUGCAGGUGUCCCUGUCCUACCAGCCCGUGGCACAGAGGAUGACCGUGGUGGUGCUGAAAGCCAGGCAUUUGCCAAAGAUGGACAUCACUGGCCUCUCAGGUAGAAGCUAUUUUCUCCAGCUCUGAGUGGGUGGGAAAAAGAUAAAUCCCCAAGUUCACUUGCAGGGCUUUUCCCUUGUUUUUAGCUGAAGAUUUUCAGUGUUUACACGUUUUUCCUCAAAUUCUUCUCAAGGGUGAUGGGCUGCUCUGAGUGCUCCGUGGUUCAGCUGGGGGUGGUUGUGCAGAACAGCACAAAUCCUGAUCUGGGAGCCCUGGGUCGUGCAGGCAGGGUUUGGUGAAGGCAGCAGCUCUCUGUGCUGGCUCCAGAACAGCCUGGAUCCGUGGGAUGUGUGGGAUUUCUGGGAUGUGUGGGAUUUCUGGGAUCUGUGGGAUUUCUGGGAUCUGUGGGAUCAGUGGGAUGUGUGGGAUUUCUGGGAUUUCUGGGAUCUGUGAGAUCUGUGGGAUGUGUAGGAUUUGUGGGAUCUGUGGGAUCUGUGGGAUUUCUGGGAUCCGUGGGAUCAGUGGGAUCAGUGGGAUCUGGGGGAUGUCUGGAAUCUGUGGGAUGUGUGGGAUUUCUGGGAUCUGUGGGAUCCAUGGGCUGAGGCCAAUGGUGUGAGGAAAACUGGGAAUGGCCCUGGCUGCCAGGGGCUGGACACAAGCCCAGGUGUGCCCAGGUGUG